AAUUGAAAAAAUUGAAAGAAUUGAAAAUAGAGAGAAACCUAACUCAUAAGAUAGACUAGAAAUCAUCUCCCUAUUCUUUCCCUUUCUUCUACUAGUAUUUGAGAGACAAACCCAGUUUUCAACAAUUAGUGAUUUCUCGUUUUCACUUUUAAAAGAGACAAAGUGUAACAAGUUUUGAGAUUAUGUGUCUUGAGAUAUAUCAAGUCAUUUCAUCAUGUUUUAUAUUGAAUAAAUCAAAAGUUUACCGUUUAUGUAACCCGGGCGGGUUCGAUCACCACUGAAUUGAUAUUAGAAAACUGAACCCUUCCAUUUUAAACAGUCUAAAUAUGUUUGACCGACGACAGCAACAAUCUGUUUGCUUGACCAUUUUUUGUUUCGGAUUGUUCAAUUUGCAGGUUUUUGUCCAUAGCUAGUGAGUAUGAGUAUUAUAUAGCUAGAACAUUUUUUAUUUGUUUUUUUUUUUUUUACUUUCACUACCAGUUUAAUUUGACUCUCCUGAUCGUAGUUGUGGGAUGAAAUCGUGGUCCUUCUUAAAUUUAGAUUAGCGUCAAUCACCACCGAACCAAUCAGCUUUAACAUUUUUUAUAUGUAUAGCCUAUAAACAAUCUGUUGUGUUUGUAUGGGUUGCUGUUUGGUUAUCACGCACGCUGAAGAGUGAAUAUCCCUUCUCUCUCUUUUCCCUUUUUUUGUUUCUUUUCCCUCUCAGCAGCAGUUUGCUAGCUUUUUUAUGCUUCUCUUCCACUUUUCUUUUCCUUUCUUCUUCUGCAUGUACUGUAACUGUACUACUUAAUUAAUGCACGCAGAAACAGCCGAAUUGUAUAGCAGCAUAGCAUAGCAUCUCAGAAUCCAUCCUCUGACACGUACGUAUUGAAAAAAGAGAAAUACCUUUUUCUCACAAAAUUCAAUUAAAUUAAUAUCACGGUCAAAGAUUUAUUCAUUCACCAAAUAAACCCAACCACAACCAAAACCACUUUCAUUCAGAUUUCACAAAAUCGAGUAACGUCUAAACAAUGCUCGAAACGGUUAAAUACUUGAUCGGAUCGGCAGGUCCUAGUGGAUUCGGGUCCAAAUCAACCGCAGAACAAGUCACUGAAAACUGCGGCGAUCUCCGCUCCAUCACCGCCAUAAUCACAGGCGGUACUUCUGGAAUCGGAGCGGAAACGGCGCGUGUUUUGGCAUCGCGUGGUGCUAGGGUGAUUCUUCCAGCGCGUAGCAUAAAAAAUGCGGAAGAAACAAGAGGUAGAAUCGUAACGGAAUUUCCUGAGGCGGAGAUUAUUGUUAUGGCACUCGAUCUCAGUUCUCUCAAUUCUGUUACAAAUUUUGUUACUCGCUUUCACUCCUUCGAUUUUCCUCUCAAUCUCCUCAUAAACAAUGCUGGAAAAUUUGCAGAAAAGCAUGCGAUUUCCGAGGAUGGAGUUGAAAUGACCUUUGCCACUAAUUAUCUAGGUCAUUUUGUGUUAACAAAGUUGUUGAUGAAGAGGAUGGUUGAAACGGCAAAGAGGACAGGAAUAGAAGGGAGGAUAGUGAACGUGUCGUCUGCUAUACACAAUUGGUUUACUGGCGACGUCAUCUCCUAUUUGUCUCUUAUAUGCCGCAACAAAUUAAGCCACAGCCACUAUGAUGCCACACGUGCUUAUGCUCUUUCCAAACUUGCCAAUGUCUUCCACACAAACGAGCUUGCCCGCAGACUCAAGCAAAUGGAUGCCAAUGUGACCGUGAACUGCGUUCAUCCAGGGGUCGUGAGAACCAGACUCACCAGAGAGCGUGAAGGCUUUCUUACAGAUUUAGUUUUCUUUUUGGCUUCCAAGCUCUUAAAGACUAUUCCUCAGGCAGCUGCAACAACAUGCUAUGUAGCAACCCACCCAAGGCUCUUCAAUGUAUCUGGCAAGUACUUUGCUGACUGCAACGAAGCCUCAACUUCCAAAUUAGGAUCCAACUCAACUGAAGCUGCAAGGUUAUGGGCGGUUUCCGAACUCAUGAUUUCUAAGGGUCCAAAAGCUGCUUUUGACUUAAUUAAUCACCUUGAAUUUUGAAGUUUCUUGAGACAAUAUUGCAAUAGAAAAAGAAGAAAAAAAAACCUUCUACUAUAUAGAACUUUAUGGAAAAUAUACAUAUAAUUUCUCUCUAGGUUUUUAAUAGAGCAAUAGAAUGAGAGUUAGCUGUGGCCAGUUAAGUUAGUCUUAUGAACUGGAGUAUAAGUAAAUGUUUCAAUGUAUGAUAUGAUAACUAUAUAUUUUGAUUACUUAAUUAGGGCAAACCUUGGGAGUACUUUAUUGUUAGAUUAUGCUAGUUAGAUUGGAUGCUAUGAUUAAUACAAUGAUUAUGGAGCCUGAAUUAUGUUAACCUUGGAUCUUUUAUAAGUGAAAGUGCCAGGAAAAAUGUAGUUGUACUUAA
This is a messenger RNA of Trifolium pratense (red clover), 2394 nucleotides long. RefSeq names its product short-chain dehydrogenase TIC 32 A, chloroplastic-like. NCBI's taxonomy places the organism in Eukaryota, Viridiplantae, Streptophyta, Magnoliopsida, Fabales, Fabaceae. The record is from RefSeq and is a predicted model, not a curated record. Bases 1011 to 2033 code for a protein of 340 amino acids. The transcript has 7 exons.